AUGAAUUCUUUCUCCUCUAUCCACCAGCUUCAUCAACAAACCUAUGACGCUCUCGGAGAUGCCCUUAACACAAUGCAAAAUGACAUUGGUCACUUUGCGAACGUCUUUGCGCCUCAGGCCGAAGACAACUCCGAAAUAUUCAAGUACAUUAUCGAUGCCGUGGUCUUGGUGGCUAGCAUUGGCAGCUCCUUCGCUUGGAAUAUUGCGUUCAAGGGCCUCGCUAUGGCCACAUCGAAGUGGUUCUCGAUGGGAAAAGACGUCACCAACGCAGCACUUAUCUCCUUUUCCACCGCGAUGGGUAAAGACUCCAUGCAGUCCGCUAAAGAUGCAUUGGGCACCCAGAAUGGAAUUUCCUCCGCCCUUGGAACUUAUUUCUCGGCCUGGACUGGCUUAGAGAGCGGAUAUAUCACCUCACUCUUUGCCGGAGAGAGCGAUGAGGUUUCAAUUGAUGCUCUGAAAACCCUGACUGCCAACGGCUCGAUGCUUCUACUUUCGCCUAAAGUAGAUCUGAGUGGAAUGACUUCCCAGGCCGAAAAGAUCCUCUACGGACAGUUGAUUCCGGCUGCUUGGGCGAUAUCCCCUGAAACCCUCUAUCCCCGCAUUCUGCGGAAGGCCGGAGCUUGUUCUACGUCGAUUGACGGAGAUGUUCUCAGUUACAUGUCUAAGGACACUCUAGUCGGCGGAUAUGUCUGUUACAAUAACGACGCUUUCUAUGUCGUGAACAUCAAUACCUCUCCUGGAAUGCAGCCUUUCGAGGCCCUCCCUGGAGGAAAUCACCAAACCCUUAAUGGCAAUGACUGGGGCGGUGUCAUCCUCGAGGAUAUGGUCCAAAGCUCGUACCAGGCAUAUCAGCUGAAUGGCAACGCAAAUGGCUAUGAAAUGCCCGCUCUGUCGAAGAUUAUUGACGGUUCAGGCACAGAGGGUGAUUUGGUUUUCGAGAAUGGAAUCCGCACCCCGGGAUUCUUCACCCUGCCAAUCUGCGACGAUAUCGAGGCAGCAUCCAAUACUGUCGAGGGGGGUGAUGCAAAGGGGAAAUACUGGCCUUGCGAUGCACCCGCGGGAUACAAUGCUGGUGGAACUAACGUGGUGCGUAUCCAACAAAAAGAAGAGCAUCUACACGUCAACAACGGAUGUAUCAAUGUGAAUGGUGAGAAUAUCUGCAAGUCUCAAACCAAGUACACCAACCAAAGCACCGGCGACAUUACCGCGACCAUCUACGCCCAGUUCAAUGGUGACGACAAGACGGACUACAAAGUUACUCCUGGUUGUAAGCUGGAAGCUUCCUGGCCCCGCGCGUAUGGUGACGUCUACUUCGGAGCCAAUAACUGCCUGUAUGAUUCCACUGGUACGAACAUCAACGGCCAGUGUUGCACCGAGACAACCACGGACUCGGUUCUCAACCCGUACUACGGAUAUUAG
Penicillium crustosum is the source of this 1419-nucleotide messenger RNA. RefSeq lists its product as uncharacterized. Lineage: Eukaryota; Fungi; Ascomycota; Eurotiomycetes; Eurotiales; Aspergillaceae. The record is from RefSeq and is a predicted model, not a curated record. The transcript is spliced from 7 exons. Bases 1 to 1419 code for a protein of 472 amino acids.